UUAACAGCCACUUAGUUUCAAGCCCUUUAUCUCCUCCUGCGCUCACUUCACCUGCUAGUUACUCCCCUACGUCCGUACCAUGGCCGAUCCCGCUGCAGCCACAGCCACCGCCACCGCACCUCGCCCCCUCAAGAUCAUCGCGGGAGCGGACUCCUUCGGCGCCGAGCUGAAAGACGCGAUGGUAUCCCACCUCCAAUCCCUCAGCAUCGAAGUCGAAGACCUCGGUACCACCUCCUAUUACAACGUCGGCGCCGAAGUCGGCCGUCGGGUCUCAUCAUGUACCACCGCCUCGCCCGAUGUCGAAACCCGUGGCCUCCUUGCUUGCGGAACGGGCGUCGGAGUCGGGAUAUUCGCCAACAAAUUCCCGGGCGUUUUCGCCACCACGUGUCUCACUUCCGACGAAGCCCGCAACAACCGCUCCAUCAAUAACUGCAACGUUUUAGCCCUCUCCGGCAUGUCAACUUCUAAAGAUACCGCUAAGGAAAUCGUCGAUACGUGGCUCAACACUCCUUUUAAAUCGCCGUGUCCGGCGUCUGGGUCUCAGCCAUGGCCCGAGGAUAUCUCGAAAUUUUUCGAUGAAUCGAUGACUGAAAUGCCCAAAAUUGGUACUUCUGAAGAACCCCAAGCUGAAUCUUGUGCUAUUUGUUGUUUGGUUAAGAAUAGAGAAUUGAAUCCAAUCGAUAUAAUCCCUGGUGGGUCAAUGAAGAUUUUGAGAGAAAGUCCCACAUCGGCUAUUGUUAGAUUCAAGGCCGGGAGUGUUGAGCCGGCUCAUCACCAUACUUUUGGGCAUUGUUUGGUGGUGAUGGAAGGGAAAAAAAGUGUGUGGAAUUUAACUAAAGAGGAAAGAUAUGAUUUGAGUGUUGGGGAUUAUUUGUUUACUCCAGCUGGGGAUGUUCAUAGAGUGAAAUACUAUGAAGAUACUCAGUUUUUCAUCAAAUGGGAUGGGAAAUGGGAUAUGUUCUUUGAUGAGGAUCUAGACACUGCUAAACUUGCUAUUGAGAAGGAACUGGCCAAAGGGUCUGCUUGAAGAAUAAAGUCUCCUUGUGAUCUUUGAGGGAUAGAUGGAUGGAUCAUGGAUGCAAUCUAUGUCUUGUGUUUUCUAGUGUUUGAUGCUGAGGGUUUAUCAUUUAUGUAAAAGGAGGAGCUUUUGUUGUUGUAUGAUAACUGAGCUUGUGUUUGAAUAAUAAAAGUUGAUGGUUUUAUGUAUCAAGAUUGCCACUUUUGUUUUUAAGUUACGACUAUUACUUGAUGUUUUAUGAUGU
This is a messenger RNA of Theobroma cacao (cacao), 1262 nucleotides long. RefSeq names its product DNA-damage-repair/toleration protein DRT102 (gene DRT102). Gene Ontology annotation, molecular function: isomerase activity. Lineage: Eukaryota; Viridiplantae; Streptophyta; Magnoliopsida; Malvales; Malvaceae. The record is from RefSeq and is a predicted model, not a curated record. Gene Ontology annotation, biological process: carbohydrate metabolic process.